This is a messenger RNA of Ostrea edulis (European flat oyster), 2333 nucleotides long. Its product is annotated as probable ATP-dependent RNA helicase DDX27. Gene Ontology annotation, molecular function: nucleic acid binding; RNA helicase activity; ATP binding. The transcript has 20 exons. Lineage: Eukaryota; Metazoa; Mollusca; Bivalvia; Ostreida; Ostreidae. Bases 31 to 2268 code for a protein of 745 amino acids. The record is from RefSeq and is a predicted model, not a curated record.
CGAAAAUUCCGGUGAUUAUAUUUUUUAAAGAUGGCGGAUUUGAGGAAACUCGGGUUCGUAGGGACUAUCGGAGAAGACGAUGAAAUAGAAGUCGAGCCAGAGAGUUCUGAUAGCAAUGAAGAUGAACUACAGACACCUCAAAGACAAAAGAAAAAGAAAAAGGCAAAGAAAAAUGAUAACGAAUUUAACACAAAGUUCAGUUUUACUGAUCAGCUUGAUCCUUCAGCCAGCUUUGACUUUGAUUUUGCCAUCCGGCAAGCUAAAAGAAAGCAGCAUGCAACCACUUUAGAUGAAAAGAUUGCCAAAGUUAGAAAGCAACAGAAAAGGGGAGACGAACCAGAAGUGAUAGCUGGAGAGAGUGAGGAAGAUGAAAUCGAGGAAGAUGAUGAAUCUUCAGAUGAGGAAAUGAGGACAGACACUGUCAAAACAAAGGAAAAGAAAAAGAAAAAAAGCAAGAAGAAAAAAUCGUACUCAGACAGUGAGGAGGAAAAGGAAAAAGAAAAAGUGGAGUUUUCAGAAACUGUGGAUUCCUAUGAUGAGAAGUUAACAUUUCAGGACAUGAAUGUUUCUCGUCCACUCAUGAAGGGCCUGGGUCAUAUGAACUUUUCUAAGCCCACACCAAUCCAGGCUGCGACCAUUCCAGUAGCUCUUCUCGGUCGAGAUCUCUGUGCCUGUGCUGUAACGGGAUCAGGUAAAACUGUGGCAUUUAUGCUUCCCAUUCUGGAACGCUUGAUGUACCGAACUCAACAGGUAGCAGCGACGCGAGUCCUUGUGCUGGUACCCACCAGAGAGUUGGCUGUUCAAGUCCACACUGUUGCCCGACAGUUAGCACAAUUUACCAACAUAGACAUUGUCUUAUCAGCUGGUGGAUUAGAUGUAAAAGCACAAGAAGCAGCCCUACGCAUGAAUCCAGAUGUCGUUAUAGCAACUCCUGGAAGACUGAUUGAUCACCUGCACAAUUCUCCAAACUUCUCUCUCAGAAAUAUAGAAAUUCUAGUGUUAGAUGAGGCAGACAGAAUGUUGGACGAGUACUUUGCGGAGCAGAUGAAUGAAAUCAUCCGUCAGUGUGCUAGAACCAGGCAGACCAUGUUGUUUUCUGCGACAAUGACAGAAGCUGUGCAGGACUUGGCCUCAGUCUCCCUCAAGCAGCCGGUGAAAAUUUUUGUCAACCAGAACACAGACGUAGCCCUUGGUCUUCGGCAGGAGUUCAUCAGGAUACGAGCCAACAGAGAGGGGGAAAGGGAGGCAAUCAUCGCCUCACUGGUCAGCCGUACCUUCAGAGACCACUGUAUUGUGUUCAUACAGACAAAGAAACAAGCCCACAGGAUGCACAUUGUUCUGGGCUUACUAGGCGUCAAUGUGGGUGAGCUCCAUGGCAACCUGUCACAGGCACAGAGGUUGGAGACGUUAAAAAGGUUUAAGGAGUCUGCUGUAGAUGUGUUGCUAGCAACAGACUUAGCAGCUAGAGGACUGGACAUUGAAGGAGUGAAAACUGUGAUAAACUUUACCAUGCCUAACACCAUAAAGCAUUACGUGCACAGAGUGGGGCGAACCGCCAGAGCAGGACGCAGGGGGAGAUCAGUGACAUUGGUUGGAGAACAGGAAAGGAAAUUACUGAAAGAAGUAGUCAAGAAAGCUAGAACUCCUCUGAAAACCAGAAUAGUACCCCAAGAGGUGAUUUCAAAGUACAGAGAUAAAAUAAACAAGUUAGAGAAAGACAUAGCGGAGAUUGAGCAGCAGGAGAAAGAGGAAUCUUACUUAAGGGCGACAGAAAACCAGAUGAAUAAAGCCAAGAAUCUGCUGGAGAAGGACAAAAAUGGAAUGGACGACCAGAAACGAAUCUGGUUCCAGUCUCACAAGGAGAGAAUGCAAGAAAAGGAGGCAUUAAGACUGGGAGAAUUUAACAAAUUACCAAAACACAGAAAGACAAGUAGUAAAGAGAAGAAAAAAGCAAUAACUGCAGAGGAUAGAGUGAAUCACGAAAUUCAGAAGUCUCAGGAAUAUGCCAUCCGUAACAGUAAGAAGUCGUUCAAGCAGAAAAAGAUUCGAGUAUUCAAAGAGGAGGAUCUAAGUACCAAUAAACUGCAGAAUAAGGGAGGCAAAAAGAGGAAGUCUGCUUUUGAUCAAGAACUGACAAAUACCGGAAAGAAUGCCAUUAAAAAGUUCAGAUCUGGACCAUCUUUCAAAGAAAAGAAGGAACUUGGAUUAUUAGGAAAGAAGAGAGGCAAAAAAUCCACAGGACCCAAAACAGGAAAAAAGAGGAGGUGACAUGAUGAAAGAAGUGAUUGAUUGUUACAGAUGGUUGUUUAAUACACUACAGAUAGUUAACAUGG